Molecule: messenger RNA, 3147 nt
Organism: Theobroma umbraticum
Lineage: Eukaryota; Viridiplantae; Streptophyta; Magnoliopsida; Malvales; Malvaceae
Product: pentatricopeptide repeat-containing protein At1g15510, chloroplastic
Biological process (GO): RNA modification
Molecular function (GO): RNA binding; protein binding; zinc ion binding
Source: RefSeq, a predicted model, not a curated record
ACCCUUCCAAAACCCCGUGACAAAACCAGCCAUGCCCUGUACCUUCAACCAUGGCCUUCUCUGCUAAAACUCCACGAACCCUUAUCAAACCAGACCAUCCAAGCCCUCUCAACACGAACAACCACAGCCCCAAAUCCAUCUAUUUCUCAAAUCAACGCAAAGCCCACCAAAUUUCCUCAACAAAGCCCCACCAACAACUCUCAGUCCUUAACACCAAUUCCUUGAACACCGACAACCCAAACUCCCAUCUCCACCUUCUUUGCCUCAAUGGCCACCUCCAACAAGCUCUAAACUACAUAGACUCAAUGAAAGAAUUGCAAAUUCCAUUAGAUGAAGACGCGGCUAUUGCUCUGGUGAGACUUUGUGAGUGGAAGAGAGCUUUUGAAGAAGGGUUUAAAGUUUACUGUUUUAUAUCGAACUCGGGUAACCCUUUGAGUCUUAGGCUUGGAAAUGCUUUGUUGAGCAUGUUUGUGAAAUUUGGGAAAUUGGGUGAUGCUUGGUAUGUGUUUGGUAAAAUGCAAGAAAGAGAUGUCUUUUCUUGGAAUGUUUUGAUUGGUGGGUAUGCGAAAAAGGGCUUUUUCGAUGAAGCUUUGUGUUUGUAUCAUAGGAUGUUGUGGGUUGGUUUUAAGCCCGAUGUUUAUACUUUCCCUUGUGUUUUGAGAACAUGUGGUGCUGUUCCAAAUUUGGAAAGAGGUAAAGAGGUCCAUGUCCAUGUUAUCAGGUUUGGGUUCGAGGCGGAUGUUGAUGUGGUUAAUGCUUUGGUAACUAUGUAUGUGAAGUGUGGGGAUUUGGCGCGAGCAAGGUUAUUGUUUGAUAAAAUGACUAGGAAGGAUAGGAUAUCGUGGAAUGCGAUCAUUUCAGGUUAUUUUGAGAACGGAGAGUGUUUGGAAGGGAUAAUGCUGUUUUUUAUGAUGCGUGAGCAUUGUGUUGAUCCAGAUUUGAUGACUAUGACGAGUGUGAUCUCUGCAUGUGAGAGUCUUGGUGAUGAUAGAUUAGGGAGGGAAAUUCAUGGAUAUGUGAUUGUAACAGGGAUGUCGGAUGAUGUUUCAGUGUGUAAUUCUUUGAUUCAAAUGUACUCGAGUCUUGGACGUUGGGAAGCAGCAGAAAAAGUUUUUGAUAGGAUGGAAUGGAGGGAUGUAGUGUCGUGGACAGCAAUGAUCUCAGGUUAUGAGAAUAAUGUACUGCCUGAAAAAGCUGUCGAUACUUACAGAACAAUGGAGCUGCAGGGUUUCAUUCCUGAUGAGAUCACUUUAGCCAGUGUUCUGUCUGCUUGUGCCUGUUUACGUAAGCUAGAUAUGGGAAUUAAGCUUCAUGAACUUGCUAAACGGUCAGGGCUUAUAUCUUACAUCAUUGUUGCUAACACCUUAAUUGAUAUGUAUUCCAAGUGUAAAUGUAUUGACAAGGCUCUAGAAGUAUUCCACAACAUUCCUGACAAGGAUGUCAUUUCUUGGACUGCUAUCAUUUUGGGGCUUCGGCUUAACAACCGAUGCUUUGAAGCAUUGAUUUUUUUUCGACAAAUGAAACUGAGUUUAAAGCCAAAUUCUGUCACUUUAGUGACUGUUUUAUCUGCAUGUGCUAGAAUAGGAGGAUUGAUGUGUGGGAAAGAGAUUCAUGCAUAUGCAUUGAGGACUGGGAUGGGGCUUGAGGGUUUCAUACCCAAUGCCCUUCUGGACAUGUAUGUAAGGUGUGGAAGGAUGGGACCAGCGAGGAACCAAUUUAACUCGCAGAAAGAGGAUGUUGCAGCAUGGAAUAUUCUGCUGACAGGAUAUGCGCAACGGGGACAAGGGACACUGGCUGUGGAGUUCUUCAAUAGAAUGAUUGAGUCUAAUGUCAACCCAGAUGAGAUUACAUUUAUUCCACUCUUAUGUGCUUGCAGUAAAUCAGGAAUGGUUACUGAAGGUUUGAUGUAUUUUAAUACCAUGGAACUGGAAUAUGGUGUCGCCCCAAAUUUGAAGCAUUAUGCGUGUGUGGUUGAUUUGCUUGGCCGUGCUGGACAGUUGCAGGAGGCUUAUGAGUUUAUAAUGGAAAUGCCUAUAAAGCCAGAUCCAGCUAUAUGGGGAGCCUUGCUAAAUGCAUGUAGAAUCCAUCGGCAGGUUGGCCUUGGUGAAUUUGCAGCCCAGCGUAUUUUUGAAUGUGAUACAACAAGUGUUGGGUAUUAUGUUUUGUUAUGCAAUCUCUAUGCUGGCAAUGGUAAAUGGAAUGAAGUUGGAAAAGUUAGAAAGAUGAUGAAAGAUAAUGGGCUAACCAUUGAUCCUGGAUGCAGUUGGGUGGAAGUUAAGGGUAAAAUUCAUGCUUUCCUCAGUGGUGAUGAUUUUCAUCCUCAAAUAAAUGAAAUAUAUGCAGUAUUGGAAGGGAUUUAUGAGAAAAUGAAGGUAGUCGGCCUGGAUGUACCAAAAGGUGACUCCACGGAUGAUGUUGAAAUUUCAAAAGCUGAAAUUUUCUGUGGCCACAGUGAGAGACUGGCUGUUGCAUUUGGUCUUAUUAAUACUGUCCCUGGAACACCAAUAUGGGUAACAAAGAAUCUCUACAUGUGCCAAAGCUGUCACAGUACCAUUAAAUUCAUCUCCAAGAUUGUACGCAGGGAGAUUUCUGUUAGGGAUACUGAACAAUUCCACCAUUUCAAGGAUGGCACCUGUUCUUGUGGUGAUGUGGGAAUAUUGGGGAAAACUUGACAAGUGAGAUCUCUGAAAGAAAUUUGACAGUUAUUAACUCUUAUGUAGAAUGUAGAUACGUGAAAGGCAGCCUAAAUGAUGCAGUGGAAAAUGUAUUAUUGGGCUAUGGAUCAUGGAUCAGCCUAUUAAAAUUAAAAUGUAUUACAUACCACAGAAAGUUAAAGAAGCUUGGAAGAGUGUUGUAGACUCCUUUUAAAUAUUGAUGCUCCAUUGGCAUGAAGAGUGAAAAAGCCUCCUCUCUGAUCUCUUUGGCAAUGUACCUUUAAACAGGAAGAAUGACAUUGGGGGUUGAUGCGUGGUGCUCAUAGAAACUCAGUAGACUCCUUUGGCAGUGACAUGUAAAUUCCUGUAGUUAUGCUUCCAUGCUACUUGCAUGCGAUUGAUAUGGCAAUGUGUUCUUAAAGUGGAAAGGAUAUAUUAUAUGGACCAUGUCUUGUUCCUUGUCUAGCCGAAAAUUUAUAUCUGCAUAUUUCCA